AUGGUAGAAAUCAGUAAACACCUGUUCGAUGAAAAGUGCCGGGACGUCAGCUGUCAAAAAUUAUUCCAUCCUUGGAAUCAGAGUUGUUUCAUGGCGUCCCUAUUUGGAUACAAACAAUCCUUUUUAGGUAGCGCUAAGUUUUAUUUAGUAAUACAUUUGCUACAAAACCUGAUGCGUGGGAAGAAAAUACUAACAAGGAAGGAAUUAAUGCAAAUAGGCGAGUAUUAUGUGAGAUCAACAAUUUUUGGGGCGUUCGUCAGUGGAACUUGCAUUACACUCGGUUGUUUAUUUAGAUUUCUUAUGGGGAAUAGAAUGACCUAUUACACUUAUUUACUUGUGCCAAAUACAUUGAAUGGAAUUUUUAUCUUACUGGAGCCACCAAGUAGAAGAGGAUUAGUCACAAACUUGUUUUGUAGUUUGGUAUUAGAGUACUGGCUACGAAAUUUGGAAUCGUCUGGUUAUUUGUCGUUGACAGUAGCGAAGCAAACGUUUAUAUUUAUGGUAGGCAGUGCUGUAUUGUUUUAUUUAAUGCGACUCGAGGGAGAGAAGGAAAAGCGAACACCCUUAUUUUGGUUAUUUACCCCUGAGAAAGUCAAACAUAACGCAAACAAUUCCAAUAAUGUUUGCCCACACGAUGGACAAUGUUGGAAGUAUAUUUUGAAGGGAUCGUCUACAUACUUCGGAGUUGGUCUCGCUAUAAGUCUAGCGCGAGCUAUUUUGCCAAAGAUCAGGUCACCAAUCAAAGCAUUUUCUUCUUUACGCGGAGCACAUCUGAAGUUGGCGCUCUUUUUUGGAAGUUAUAUCGGUAUUUACAGAUCUGUGAUAUGCUACCUGUGCCGGAAACGAGGAUAUGAUUCGGCUCUAUAUGCGUUGCCAGCAGGAUACCUUGCUGGGUUGUCUUUACUAUUUAAACCAAACUUAGGAUUUGCCACAGCAUCUUUGACAGGCGCUUUCAAGCUAUACGCUACAAUUCUUUAUGAGAAGAAAAUAAUACCAGAAAAUCUGCCGUUGCCGAUUCUACUGUAUUGUUUCUGUCAAGGAAUGUUAUUUCACGCUAGGUUUCUGCAUCCUCACACGUGUCCGAGCUACAUGUUUAGGCUUAUUAACACUGUCUCUAAUGGAAGCUCGGAGUAUUUAUAUUCGAACCUAUUGAAAGUUGUCAAGAGCACGAUUUAA
Parnassius mnemosyne (clouded apollo) is the source of this 1176-nucleotide messenger RNA. Lineage: Eukaryota; Metazoa; Arthropoda; Insecta; Lepidoptera; Papilionidae. The record is from the annotation of a GenBank genome assembly.